Messenger RNA from Heterobilharzia americana, 1009 nucleotides. NCBI's taxonomy places the organism in Eukaryota, Metazoa, Platyhelminthes, Trematoda, Strigeidida, Schistosomatidae. The record is from the annotation of a GenBank genome assembly.
AUGUCCCUCCCAGGAAUAGGUGAAAUUACUUCAGACACAUUAUUCCUAACAAAAGUUAUUGAUGAGUAUGUUGAUGGUUCGCCAUGGACUCAGGAGUAUUCAAAAAACGAUGUUAAAAUCUGGUCGAGAUGCUCAGAAAAUAGUGGUGUCAAGGCUUUCAAGGCAUCUGCACUUUUUAAAGGAGUUUCGGGAUCCACAUUAUUUGACUGCCUUAUGGAUUCGGAGUACAGGAAGCAGUGGGACAAGUCUAUGAUUGAAGGUUAUGAGCUUUGUCAAGUAAACAGUCAAAGUGAUAUUGGAUAUUAUUCUCUUCGCUGUCCUCCAGGUUUAAGAAACAGAGAUUUUGUUCUUCAGAGGACAUGGGCAUCGUUCGAUACAGAGUACGUUAUAGCUUCUCAUUCUGUAUUUCACAAGGCAUUUCCUGUUCGAAAACAAUUCAUCCGUGCACUGUCCUACAUAAAUGCAUAUGUUAUACGCUUGCUCAAUCCAGACUCCUGUGAAAUGACUUAUAUCACUCAUUGUGAUCCCCGAGGUAAAUUACCGAUUUGGGUUAUCAACAAGUCGACACAAUUCUUAGCUCCUCGAGCAAUCCAAUUAUUACAGAAAGCAUGCAGUAAAUACGAUGGAUGGAAACAAUUGAAUAACCCUGAUUAUAAACCAUGGAUUUAUUCAGAUCAAAUAAGUCUACCAGUUCUAUGCUGGGAUGAUGUUGAACAGACAGCGAAUUUAGGACCUGUAGACGAUGGAGAUACACAGUUAACUGAGGAAUCUGUUUCAUUGGAUAGGAAUGAUAGUUUCAAUGAACAAGAAGAGUUCGAUUCAAUUGAUAAUCAAAUUCAAUCAUGUGUUCCUUCAACUCCUCUUACUACUCUAUCAGAUUCUGGUUGCGCUUAAUGUGUGUACAGAUCAUCAAAGCAAUACGAAUAAUAAAUACAUAAUGAACUUUUGGUUUUCAUAUGGUUUCAAUGUUUAUUUUCAUAUUUUGUUUUGGUAUGUGCGUGCGGUUUUU